This is a messenger RNA of Mercenaria mercenaria, 1566 nucleotides long. RefSeq names its product alpha-2 adrenergic receptor-like. Lineage: Eukaryota; Metazoa; Mollusca; Bivalvia; Venerida; Veneridae. The transcript is spliced from 2 exons. Gene Ontology annotation, cellular component: membrane. Bases 174 to 1394 code for a protein of 406 amino acids. The record is from RefSeq and is a predicted model, not a curated record. Gene Ontology annotation, biological process: neuropeptide signaling pathway. Gene Ontology annotation, molecular function: neuropeptide receptor activity.
CACUCAAUCAUUACAAAAACCAUUAUAACAAAGAUGUUAAGGUUCAUGUAAAGUGUUUGGAAACCACCCCUCGGGUGAAUUUUGAUUUUUGAAAUUUAUUCUUCAAAGCUCGUUGCUAUUUAUUAUAAAUACUCUGAAUUUUUCAGAGGAAGUAUGGAAUACAUUAUACAAAGAUGCAAGAUUCGAACAAGAGUGGCGAUGAUAUACUUUACCAGACACAGCACCAAAUUUUCAUGCGCCUGCUUCCUGUUAUUGUUUGUAUUGCGAUUCUGGGCGCUGUUGGGAUCAUCGGCAACAUUUUAGCGAUAAUCUUUUACACAACAGAGUCGAAACGAACCACGAGUGUCAACUUGAUAAUAAGCCUUUCAAUAGUAGACUUUAUGGUGUGUUUACUGGUUAUCCCAAAUCUUGUUGAGGUAAUUUUAAACGUGGGAAACAGUCAAAGGUUACUCUGCAAGGUGACACAUUUUCUAAGUCGGUGGACCAUCGCUAGUUCAUGUAUUCUGUUAUGGGUCAUUUCAAUAGACAGGCAUAGAAGAAUAUGUAAACCUUUUGCUAAACAGAUCACAAUCCAUGCAGUCAAAUAUAUAGUUGCUGCUAUCAUCAUACUUUCAUUUGCACUGUCAAUUAGGAAUGUGAUCAUUUAUGACACAGUUGCUAUGAAACUUUCAACAUCAAGUAUUAACAGGACUACAAUUGGAUAUUACUGUACAAUUACGGACGAUCCAGACUUAAAGAUUAUCGUUUCUUCUUUCUAUGCACUUGAUUUUCUUCUUAUCUUAGUAGCUUUGGUUACCAUCAUUGUGACAUAUUCGAAUGCAAUUUUCAUCUUAAUGAAGCAGAGACAUAAAAUGAAGCGGGGACCGCCAAUACUGCAACACACGUACAACAACAAACGCGAAUUGAGCAUAAUUGAGACAAGCUGCCGCGCAUAUGAUGUCGACGGCGGUAGUGACUGGAAUAUUUCAGAAGACCUUGAUGCAUCAAGAGAGCUGUAUAAGGAAAGUUCACAUAGAUAUAAUGAUGAUAAUACUUAUUCGUCUCUGGAUAGAAAACAUCAGCCGCUUUCCGUCUGCAAUUUAACCAAGCGAAAUGCAGAUGACAUAAUAAAUUCUUAUGUCAAACUCGUCGCAGUCAAAAGUGUCAUAGAACGGAAUCUUACCAUUAUGAUGUUUGCGGCAUCAAUUGUUUUCAUUCUAAGUUUUACACCUUUCUUUGUGACAAAAGUAAUUAUGAGAAUUUAUCUUGGUGCUGGGAUAGAUUACGAGCUGAAAACAGGAAUCCAGUUUGCAUUAAGAUCACCAGUUAUGAAUAGUGUCUUCAAUCCAGUCAUUUACUGUGUUUUCAAUUCCAAGUUUAGAAAGUUCUUAAAAUGUGGGUUUUGGCGAUUUUGACAAAAAAUGAAUGCAAGGCUGGUGUGAUCCAUGUUAGAAGUAAAAAAUGGAGUGAUUACUUUAAAUACUGACCUGAACAACUAACAGACUGAAAUUUCAUUCUCCCGGAAUAUAUUAUGCAAGUAUGAUAGUGGAAAAUAUGAAAAUAAAUCAUGUAUAUAUUCAAAGAGCU